AUGAUGAGCCUUUUCGCUCCAGCCCGGCAUCUCGCACGGUCUUGCAUCCCCCGCCUGAGCUGUGCUCGUUUUGCCUCAACUUUCGUCAAGGUGGUAAAAGAACAGAAUGCCGCGUACACUAAGAAGGCGUUGAAGUGUUACGAGGAGUCGAAGGACGAAGUUGAUAGGAAACUCGAUCCUGUAACGGUUUUCAACAACAACCCAUUGGUCCUCUUCAUGGAGGGAACGGUCGAUGCGCCCGAAGGGCAGUUGAGUUUGAACGUGGUGAAAAUGCUGACGGAGGUUCAAGCGGUCCCAUUGGUAACUGUUGAUGUCACUGAGCAUCCUGCUAUCACCGGGUAUACUGUCGCGAAGAGUGGCUCUGAGGUUACACCACAUUUGUAUUACAACGGCAAUUUUUAUGGUGAUCAUGAUAGGCUCUUGAGCAAGUACAAGAAUGGAGAGUUGAGGAAAAUCGGCAGCAAUAAGAAGUCUGAGGGCGCGUUUGCUGGGGAGCUCCCCAUUGGAAUGUACUGA
Molecule: messenger RNA, 516 nt
Organism: Perkinsus marinus ATCC 50983
Lineage: Eukaryota; Perkinsozoa; Perkinsida; Perkinsidae
Product: monothiol glutaredoxin-4, putative
Exons: 7
Coding region: 1-516 (171 amino acids)
Source: RefSeq, a predicted model, not a curated record